Messenger RNA from Glarea lozoyensis ATCC 20868, 1575 nucleotides. Its product is annotated as alpha/beta-Hydrolase. NCBI's taxonomy places the organism in Eukaryota, Fungi, Ascomycota, Leotiomycetes, Helotiales, Helotiaceae. The coding region runs from base 1 to 1575 and encodes 524 amino acids. Gene Ontology annotation, molecular function: 1-alkyl-2-acetylglycerophosphocholine esterase activity. The record is from RefSeq and is a predicted model, not a curated record. The transcript is spliced from 2 exons.
AUGACAUCGUACCUCUCGCGACUUAAUCCAGUUCCAGGAUUUCCUGAGUACACAGGACCUUACAAAGUAGGAUCAAUCGAUGUCGAAUUACCAAUCUCCGAACUCGAUUCACCAUCUCCAUCACCGGACGAGAGCAUAUCCACAGUACAGUAUCAGAUUUUCUACCCAUGUGAACCGGAUGCGAAGGGAAAGGGAUUGAGUUGGAUACCAACACCACAGAGAGAAUAUGUCUCUGCGUAUGCUAGAUUUGUUGGCGCGGGGACGAAACUCGCAGAGUUUAUCUCCUUCUUUCCUCGAAUUCUACAUUACAUAUCGAUACCAGUCCGCAAAAAUGCUGCCCUCCUGUCCCCACCCACAUCGAACACGAAAUGGCCCGUCAUGAUAUUUUCGCACGGACUUGGUGGAACUAGAAACGCAUAUUCUCAUCUUGUUGGCUCUCUUGCUUCCCAUGGAAUGAUAGUGAUAGCCCCGGAGCAUAGAGAUGGCAGUGGGCCUGUGUCGUUUAUACGCGACGCACCAUCCACUUCGCAUACGGAGAAGACAUCGGCAGGAACGAAGAAAAGGAAGGUAGAAUAUGUUAAAUUAUCACAUAAUCCUUCUCGGGAAGUGGAGGAAGGUCGGAAUGCUCAACUUCGGGUUCGAUUAUGGGAAAUGGGGAUCAUACACUCUAGUUUGCUGAAAUUGGAUACCGGCGACAAGCUUACGAAUCUGGAUACUUCUUCGGCACCUCUGUCUGCAUUUGCGACUAAGCUGGAUGUCCACCGACCCGGCAAAAUCACGUUUGCCGGGCAUUCGUUUGGUGCCUCAACUGUCACUCAGUUUGUAAAGUCGGUUUAUUAUUCGCCCAAGACAGCUUCCGCCCCGUCAGAUUACACACCACUCUUCACACCAUCCUCACGCUCGGAAAUAGUGUCUCAAAUAACACCGCAAACUCCUGUCGUCCUAUUGGACGCCUGGUGUCUGCCUUUGCGUGCUGCUUCAACCCGAUGGCUUUGGGAUCUCCCGUUUCCAUGCUACACGCCUGGUGGUCCGGGGCCAUCCAACCUACUAGCCGUUGAAUCUCAAGCAUUUUUCAAAUGGAAUGUGCAUUUAAAGAGCACGAAGCGUUUACUGUCAUCCGAUCCAUCCACCGCCUCCCCAAGGCACGAUAAUCGCGGAGAACCGCAUUUCUUUUAUGCAGCUACAUCUGCGCAUUUGAGUCAAUCGGAUUUCGGUAUCCUCUUUCCUUACCUGACCAAACGCUUCCUUGCAAUUGAGGAGCCGGAACGAAUCCUAAGACUCAAUGUUCGUGCUAUUACACAACUACUUAGAAACAACGACAUUGAGGUUGGACCCACUAGCCGCGCUGAUCUUGAAAUGGAGGAGGGCAGUCCAGAGGCUACCAACGACGACAAGAAAAUUUUGGCUAAGGGUGCGGUGAGAGGAUGGGUUUUCAUCAGCACCAAUUCAGACGAUGCAGGCGAUGAAGUGAGCAAUAAAGGCAAAGUAGAAGACACGCAAGCUGCAGCCCCUAGUGACGCUGUUCUUGGAAACGAGUUUGCUGUUGGAUCUGAAGGUACCAAGACAUCGGCAUGA